GGGAGAGGGUCUACCCUCGAGUGCUCUUUCUUUUGGCCGGCGGAGGGUCUCGUGUUCUUGAGCUGGCUCUUCUGUCCUAGGUCCGACUGUAAACAUCAACUUUCUGCGGUCCGCGCGGAUUUCUUGGUCCUGCGCUGGGACCCCCUGGCGCGCUCCGCCCGCCUGGGAGGGGAGUUCAGCGCAGAUGCCAGCAAUCCGCGCGGAGCGUAAAGAGUCUGUGUUUGUGCCGUUUUCUGUUCCUCUAGCUCAUCUACCAAGAGGGCCGACGCCGUCCGGAUAUCGGGGCCCCCGCGGGGGGACGCCAACUGUAUACGGUAGGUUCGCGUCGUGUCCGGCGUCGAGCUCUCGCUAUCGUUGCUGAGUUCGAGCAGUUUGUCUCUAGCGUCGAUGGUCUGUGAUCUUCGGGUCAUGGGUCGGAGGCUAUCAGGCCUGCGUGGACUCCUCGCGCGUCUGUCGGAAUAAUUCAUCUCGGUGUGUAGGCUCUCUACUAGAACGUAGUUGGGGAGCUGUUGGCGCGCUGGUCACGUAUGGAUAUUGUCUUUUAUUUGAUCGCUUCGCUCAUUCCGCCGCGCACGAGGGCUCUGUCCCAGCGCGCGGCGGCGGCGACUCGCAACCCUGUCUUUGGCGCGGCGCUUGUUCGCGCGCCUGUUGCGGCUGGCUUGUCACGGGCACGCCCCCUCUCCCCGAGCACCCUCUUGCCUGCGUUUUCCCUUCCCUGCGUCCUCUUCCUUCCCGUUCUCUCGCCUUUCUCGCCGCUUCCCUCCGCCACCCUCGUGUGGCUCCCGUGGUCGGAUCUGCCGUUUCGGGCGACGCGAGCAUUGUCUUCCCUGCGCGCUUCUGGGCGCUGUGCUUGCGACGGCCAGGGUGUCGUCGCCGUGGACGAGUAGAUGCAAGGCUUGGACGACGCCAACCGUGUACCAUGCCAGCCUGAUGCACGCCGACGCGGCGACGCGCGUGCUGGCACGCCCCUGACGCGUGCACCGAGUCGGCCUGGUACACGGCCGGCGCCGUCCAGAAGGCGUGCCAAUGUUCGCACACGUAAUUCCAAGAAAGGCAG
Molecule: messenger RNA, 1057 nt
Organism: Prorocentrum cordatum
Lineage: Eukaryota; Dinophyceae; Prorocentrales; Prorocentraceae
Source: the annotation of a GenBank genome assembly